Falco peregrinus (peregrine falcon) is the source of this 1821-nucleotide messenger RNA. Its product is annotated as pancreatic lipase-related protein 2-like. The record is from RefSeq and is a predicted model, not a curated record. Lineage: Eukaryota; Metazoa; Chordata; Aves; Falconiformes; Falconidae. The transcript is spliced from 14 exons. Gene Ontology annotation, molecular function: protein binding; triacylglycerol lipase activity. Gene Ontology annotation, biological process: lipid metabolic process.
AUGUUUGUGGUAUGGAUCACUACUCUUUUUCUUCUUGAUGCAGCCAGAGGAAGGGAAGUUUGCUACAAAAGGCUUGGAUGCUUUACAGACAGUCCCCCUUGGUCUGGGAUCCCAGGGAGACAACUGGCAGGCUUGCCCAGCUCUCCAGAAAAUGUGAACACAAAGUUCUUUCUUUACACUAGAGACAACAUCCUGAAGUAUCAGAAAAUAUCUGCUACAAAUCCUUCAACUAUCAAAGCUUCAAAUUUCCGAACACACAGGAAAACUCGCUUCAUCAUACAUGGCCACCUCGCUGGAGCAGACCUCCCCUGGAUAACCAACAUGUGCAGGUUCAUGUUUCACACUGAAGACGUGAACUGCAUUUUGACUGAUUGGAGAGGUGGCUCUAGCGGUUUGUACACCGACGCAGUUAACAACGUCCGCAUUGUGGGGGCCGAGCUGGUCUACCUGGUGAACCUUCUGGAGAAAGACUAUGGCUACUCUCCUGCCAACAUUCAUUUCAUCGGCCAUAGUCUGGGAGCACAUGCUGCAGGGGAGGCAGGGAGAAGGAAACCUGGCAUUGGAAGAAUAACAGGUUUGGAUCCAGCUGGGCCCCUUUUUCAGUACACUCCCACAAUGGUUAGGCUGGAUCCUUCAGACGCAGAAUUUGUUGAUAUAAUUCAUACUCACGCUGGUCAUCUUUUCUUUGAUUUUGCUCCAGGGAUUCUCCAGACUUGUGGCCACCUGGAUUUUUACCCGAACGGUGGCAAGAAGAUGCCAGGAUGCAAGCAGCUUCGUGUACCUCCUGCAAGUAGGAAUAUCAAUGACCUUAUGAAAGAAUAUAGAUCUAUCGGAUGUGGACAUAAAAGAAGUCUACGGUAUUAUGCUGAGAGUAUUAUCAUUCCAAAUGGAUUUGUUGGGUAUCAGUGUGAAACAUACCGAGCCUUUGUAUUGGGAGAUUGCUUCCCAUGUCCGAAGGAAGGAUGCCCACUGAUGGGUCAUUAUGCUGAUAGGUUUUUACAUAAAACUGAGAAAGAACAACAGAAGGUUUAUUUAAACACAGGGCCCUCCCCUCCAUAUGCACGCUGGCGAAAAGAGAUACAUGUCAAAGUAUCUGCAACAGAAACCAUGAAAGGAAAUAUUGACGUAGCCUUGACUGGAACUGAUGGGAUCAGGAAAAAAUAUACAAUUGACCAGGGAACUUUCCAACCAGGCAACACAUAUCUGAACUAUAUUGAUACAGAAAUCUCUGGAAACAUUUCAAAAGUUGAGUUUCUCUGGAAAAUGCAUCUGAGUCAUGUGCACAGAGGCUGCAUGGGAGCUGAAGAAGUCACAAUAAUAUCUGGGGAAAAUGGAAAUAUGUAAGUCUGUGUUCUGCGGCCAUGGGACCGUGUGGCCAAGCACGUGGCAACCCCUGGUGCUCUGCUAGGAAUGCCGUGGUUGUCCACCGUGGCAACCCUCACUGUCUGGAAGAGGACACUUCUUCAGCAUUGCCUGACAUGUCCUUGCUUCCUGAAGAACACAUUCAAACAACACUUUAGCAGCACGUCCAAAAGACUGCUUAGGAGCUGGGACUGCAUACAGAGUUGUACAAUAAACCUUGAGAAACUCUACCAUCAAAGCUCACCAUGUGUCAAGCAGGACAGCUUAAUGUACAGCAAAAUGUUUGAUUGUUCCCUUUCUCCUGAGGGAGAACUCAUUGACGUGCUCUAUUCAGCUCCGCUGAAUACGGGGCGAGUUGGAGUUUUUAUCUUUGGAUACCAAAAGCGAGUGAAAGAUUACAGUGGAUCAAUUCCUGAGAACACACAUCCUGAGGGUACUUUUGAUAGAUCUGAGAUCUAG